UCAAGGUGUAGAGUAACCACAGGUUCGCGUCGUUCAAUUCACGGUUAACCGUUCGUUCAUCAUCAUAAUCAUAAACUAAAACUACAUUUAAUGGUUUUUAUAAAAUAAUAUAUCAAAUACGCGGAUAUUUAACGUAACAAUAAAAUGUUUAAAUUAUUUAAAAUACGGUCAUCAUUACCGCCAAGCCGCAUUGUUUUUAUAUAAAUGGGUAAUUAUUGUUAUUAGUAAGUGAUUUAAGUGAUAAAAUAAAAGUAAAAAACAUAAUUCGUCUUGUAUACGAUACGACAGAUUAUAUAUUUGCUUUAUAUUGAUACAUUUUUUUCAACAAUAAUCAUAGGCCGUGCGGUGUCUAUGCAUAAUUUAAGAAUUUGGACGGUGUUCUAAAUCUGUUGGUCUUGAUUAGAUAAAAGAAAACAAAAAAAGCAGAGACGAUGUCAGAGAUUGUUUAUCCAUCGGCUUGCAGGCCAGUCACGGAAGAUUUGGGUGCCGAUGAAUUGAUCAGGCGGCUGAAGACACUUGCUCACACACUGCAAGCGAUGGGUCAAGACGAGGGCGCGUACCAGCAGUACAUCCCCCUGGCACUUCACUUGGCUGAGGAAUAUUUUCUCCAGCACCCGAGCAAAGACGUCCAGCUGUUGAUCGCAUGCUGCAUAGCUGAUGUCUUGAGGGUCUACGCGCCAGAAGCGCCUUACAAAGAUGCAGAACAAGUUAAAGGAAUUUUUCUGUUCCUCAUUAAACAGCUGGCCGGUCUUAAGGAUCCCAAAGACCCAGCUUUCAAAAGAUACUUUUAUUUGCUUGAAAAUUUGGCGUACGUUAAGUCAUUCAACAUGUGCUUUGAGUUGGAAGACUGCCAGGAAAUAUUUUGUACACUUUUCUCACUUAUGUUUAGAAUAGUCAAUGAUGAGCACUCUGGCAAAGUAAAAAGUUUCAUGUUAGAAGUUUUGUGUCCACUGAUCACAGAGUCCGAUACUGUUAGUAAUGAACUUUUGGAUAUUAUUCUAAUGAAUAUUGUCGAGCCAAAUAAAACACAGAAGAAAAAUGCUUAUUGUCUUGCUAAAGAGUUGAUCAUCAAAUGCAGUGAAACAUUGGAACCAUAUAUACAAGCAUUUUUCAAUCACGUACUGAUACUUGGCAAAGAAGAAAAAGAAUUACAGAUAUGUAAAAAAGUAUACGAUUUAAUAUAUGAGUUGAAUCAUAUCUGUCCAUCUGUACUGAUCUCAGUUCUUCCACAACUGGAAUGUAAAUUAAAAUCAUCAUCUGAAACCGAACGUCUCAAUGCGGUGGCACUUUUGGCGCGAAUGUUUUCUGAAAAAGGUUCACAAUUGGCCUCACAGCACACAUCACUGUGGCGUGCGUUUUUGGGCAGAUUUAAUGAUAUAAGUGUAGCUAUUAGAACAAAGUGUGUUCAGUAUUCAAUGCACUUUCUGCUAAAUCAUCCAGAGUUGCGUAAAGACAUCACGGAAACUCUAAAGUUGCGUCAACAUGACGCGGACGAGAAUGUCAGAUACGAAGUCGUCAUGGCUAUCGUGUCAACAGCGAGACGGGACUUUGAAGUAGUUUCCGACAGCGAAGACCUUCUGGAGUUCGUCAAAGAAAGGACUCUCGAUAAAAAGUUCAAGAUCAGGAAAGAAGCCAUGUCCGGGCUGGCGUUAAUUUACAAAAAACAUUUAAACGACGCUGAUGUUCCCCAGGCUACCAAGAAAGCUGUCACCUGGAUCAAGGAUAAAAUUUUGCACGGCUACUACAUGACUGGUAUGGAAGAUAGAUUAUUAGUUGAGAGACUUUUGAAUACUUGCCUUGUACCUUAUCAGCUGCCUGCUGAGGAGAGAAUGAAGAAGCUGUACCAUCUACUCGGUACCAUUGACGAUCAUGCAUCAAAGGCUUUCGUUGAGUUGCAGAAGCACCAACUGGCCGUGCGCAGAGCCGUCGCCGAGUGGCUUGAAAUAGUAAAGAAAACGGAGGCAAACUCCGAGCUGAUGAGUAAAAUUCUCCAGAUAUCGCGUUUUCUCCCGGAUCCGAUGAAAGCCAUGGAGUUUUUACAGAAGUUCAGCGCACAUAUGAAGAAAGAUCCCUCACUUUUACAAGGCAUGGAGACCAUAGUCCGGCCAAAUGUCUCCUGCAAAGAGUGCACGGAGACAAUAACAACAGUACUGAAGAAAUUAGGACAGCCGGUGAUGACGAAUCUGUAUUACAAUACAAUUAAAAUGUUACUUGAACGUGUAAGCUCGGUUACUAUUGAUGAGGAAGCCAUCAGAAUACUAAUUGGCUACGUCGAGGACUGUUUGAAAGGCGGUAACACCAUUGAAGAGAUUGGUUUGAACCCAAAUAACGCUGGUGAAAAAGGUCUGAGACUUCUUGUAAUUUUGUCUUUCGUAUUCGGGCCUCAUUUUCUGCACAACGACAUCUUGAAGCAGCUGAUCCACUUACUCGAGCUGGAAGACGAAAUGGUUGGAGCUCUGGUGCUGUCAAUAUUUACUUUCCUGGGCAAGUACCGGCCGCUGUAUGAAGUAGCGCCGGAUAUUAUGAACAUAAUGGUACCAAUGUGCAAAAAUUUUGCGCUGACUGGUACACCAAAGCAAGCUAAGCAAGCGAUACGCUGUCUCUUCGUUAACAUGACAAACAUACACGACACAAUAUUCCCUGAAAUAAUUGAGAGAAUUAAGACAACUCUCAUACCAACAUCUGAGCACUACAGAACGUCAAUAGUAACCCUGGGACAUAUUGCUUACAAUUUACCAGACAAAUAUCAUGUACAAAUAAAAAAUAUGGUCUCUAGGAAAAUAGUUAAAGAGUUGCUGGUCAAGGAAAACAGCGAGUCGACAGCAAAUUCAAUCGAGGGUGACUGGUGUCCCGAAGAUCAGCUGCCAGAAGAGACACGGUGUCGAUUAGAGGGAUUGAAAUGCAUGGCGCGUUGGUUACUGGGACUCAAGACCGACAAUCUGUCAGCUCAAAAGACUUUUAGAAUGUUGAAUGCGUUUGUCGUAAAUAAAGGCGACUUGCUUCAGCAGGGACGUCUCAGUCGGGCGGAAAUGAGCUGGCUGAGACUUCAGGCCGGUUGUUCAAUGCUUAAAAUAUGCGAACAAAAGGGCGUAGGUGAUCAGUUCACAGCCGAACAGUUUUAUAAUUUAUCACAACUGAUGACUGACGACGUGAAAGAAGUAAGAGAAGCGUUUAGCGUCAAACUACACCGCGGUCUUGGCACGGGAAUUCCCAACAAAUGUUUACCCCUCGACUUCAUGGGCUACUAUGCACUUGCUGGCAAGGAACAGGACAAGAAGUUGAAAUAUCUGCUCAAGACACACAUGCAGACGGAUAUAAACCGGAGGAGAGAUUACGUUAAAGCCUUGUCUGUGGGUACUGGUGAGCGUGCUAUGGGACAGUUGCCUCACAUUCUGCCGGACUACAUGCUAGUAUUUGCUGUCCCAGUGUUAGCCCAUGACCCGGAAUUCACUGAUCACCUGGACGCCAGCCAGAUGAAGACAAUCCAGUCGUGUCUUUGGUUCAUUCUUGAGCCUCUUAUUACAAAAAACGAGUACUACUGUUAUGGAUUCUACAAAAAUCUCAUUGAGCGGAUGAAGACACACAAAGAUGCGCUGAGGCCUGAUGAUCACAUCAUGAACUGCAAAUUAUGGGCAGUCUGUGAUCUUGCUAUGAAUGUUAUUUAUACUAAAACCACAAAUUUCGAUAUGAAAGAAUUCCCAAGCGAAUCCCGUAUCCCAACGAUGUACUUCAAACGCUCGGAUGACCUAUCGUCUAAUAUAGCAAUGAGCUACUUGCCCCCAGAGAUGCAAGUCAACAUGACAAGUCCCAAGGGUAAAAAUACACUUCUUAAUCUCGUUAAUGACAAACCCGGCAGGAGGGCGAAGGCUAAACAGCAAAAAGAAGUUGGAAUCGGACCUAAUGAAACUGAUGCCCGACUGCAUAUUGGAGAAAUGGAAUGUAUUGAUGCACAGCCUGCGGAAGCGUCAGAAACUAGAAUUCAAUUGCCUGGUAUGGAAGAAGAGAUUGAUGAACCACCAGCGAAAAGAGCAAGAGAAUCAGAUAAAAUAAGUAAAUAAUUGUAUGAAA
Messenger RNA from Microplitis mediator, 4068 nucleotides. RefSeq names its product sister chromatid cohesion protein PDS5 homolog B (gene pds5). The record is from RefSeq and is a predicted model, not a curated record. Bases 432 to 4058 code for a protein of 1208 amino acids. NCBI's taxonomy places the organism in Eukaryota, Metazoa, Arthropoda, Insecta, Hymenoptera, Braconidae. Gene Ontology annotation, cellular component: nucleus; chromatin. The transcript has 8 exons. Gene Ontology annotation, biological process: DNA repair; mitotic sister chromatid cohesion.